UCCCGCGAGAUUUGUGCUGCUCCGCUUCGAGCACAGGCAGCAGAUGCUGACAUUGGUGGUAGUGAAUCGACCUAUUCAGAUGUUAGUCUGAAUCCAGGUCUUAUGCCUUGGGAUCAACCCAGAGGCCCUCAAGGACAACCGGCAGAGUGGAAUCCUGUCCCUGAGCCUGGGCUGGACGCCAGAGAUGUGGAUGGCGGAGAAUGGGAUCCAGCUUCCCAGCUGGGUUCCAGGCCAGAAGGUCCGGCGGAUCUCAUGGACGUGGCUCCGCAGAGGGUGUUGCCAGAUCCUCGACUGGCAUCCCGCUGGCAUCCCAGAGGUCCUGAGACAUGGAAUGAGGAGCUGAAGACAGGAAAAUAUUCCCCUGUCCUCAAGGAAAUGAAGGAGGAUUUGGAGAAGGCAGUCCCUGGUGUGACUGGAAGUGAAGGUCAUCCAGCUUCCCCUCCGAGUUCCAGGACUGAAGCUCCGGCAGAUCACACGGGUCCGGAAAGAGGAAAGGGUGCAUCUAGAGGAGGGUAUUACGCCUGGUGGUCAUCCCGUGUCCAAAGGAAACCCGUGAUGAAAAUAGGGGAGGCAGUGCAUGGCAGAACUAAAGGGACUGACCAAGAGACUGUGCAGAAGAAGCCGUUGCAGGAAGGCAGCAGUGACACGCAGCCAGUCUCUGACCGAAAAACUCAGGCAGAACAAGCAGCUGCUUUGCCAGGUAAUUUCAGUCCCGUGGUCAUCCGGUGUCCCCAACCAGAACCACUGCGUGCCACCAGGCUCUCCCUGCCUGCUCUUGCGCAGCAGGCCAGCAGCCAAACCUGAGCGUGUUCCAACAGAGCACGUGCUACAAAGGAGCCUGAGGGCCAUGAGCCCUGCCUGGUAGGAGCCUGCAGGAGUGUUUCUCCACUGGGCUGGCUCCAGCUGUGCCUUGUGCUGGCUGGAGGCUGACCUUCAGCUUGGGGAAUGUCCUGGGGGAGAGCUCCGGACAUGAAAUGUGGGGAAAGUGUGAGGGUUUCUGCUCUGCAGUGCUGCCCACGGACAAAGCCCAGACCCCAGGGCGGAGCCCAGCCCUCAGCCCAGAGGAACAGAUGGGCAGUGCCGGUGCAGCCUCUCCCUACCCAACGGGAAGUGGAAGCAAUCCUUCUUGUCCUCUGGUGCUUAUACACCGGAGACAGAGGUACCCACUGAUGAAAAAGGAAAUCUCUUGGCU
This is a messenger RNA of Lagopus leucura (white-tailed ptarmigan), 1192 nucleotides long. RefSeq lists its product as uncharacterized. NCBI's taxonomy places the organism in Eukaryota, Metazoa, Chordata, Aves, Galliformes, Phasianidae. The coding region runs from base 103 to 804 and encodes 233 amino acids. The transcript is spliced from 8 exons. The record is from RefSeq and is a predicted model, not a curated record.